CCAAUAAGAGUGGGAGACCCAUAACGUUGAUUUAAAUAUUAUCCAGGUGACCACAGUAAGUCAAGGUCAUAAAAUUGUAAUGUCAUGACGGUCCUGGAAAAGCGCUGGGGGUGGAUUUUAUGAUCUGCAAAUAUAAUGUGCUGGUGCAGUAAAGAUGCAUUAAAAGCCGAGUGGAGGAGGGCUAAUCCACAGACCUGGGACUGCAACGCGCUGGCCUCACUGGCGCGCUCUGCGGGCUGCCCGGCUGCUACUGGAGGCAGGAAGCUCGUAUGAUGGCUAUGGAGAAGCACACAAAGCAAUGAGCGUGGAUGUACGACAUGAUAACAAUACCAACAACAACAUUAACAACACCAAAAACAUCAACAACAACGACAGCGGCGACGACCAUGACCAAUGUGGGGAUCCUACUAUAGAUAAGGAAGAAGGCUAAAAAGUCUCUCUAACAGACAGGAAAGGAUAAAACUAUGAGAAGAGGGCAGAGAGCUUGGCGGUACCGGUUAAUCACUGGAGCUAAUAGCAGCAGAGGAGCAUGGAGACGGAGGCGUUGUGCUCCCUUCGACGAGAAGUUGCUCGAGCAUCGUCCCAUGCGCCGGGCUAUUGGAGGACGGCCCCACGUGACUCUGGGGUUCAUCCGUGCUGCCAGACUAUUAAAUACGUGAAGGCAGUUCUGCGAUGGAGCCUGGGCACCAUGCAGGCCAUGUGUGGGACCCCCUUUUCCUUCAGAAGUCCCACACACCCUGUGCUGGUUUCGCCCAAAACACAACCAGGAUUGGACCUCACCACACGGAGCAGGUGAACAGCUUGGUAAAAAUGACUGGAACAAGUGCUAGAAACGUCUUCCGCAAGACCACCUACCCUUGGAUGAGCGAGAGGCAGUCUACUCCAAGCCAUGGCGCAGCUAACUUCUGCCAAUCAGGUGCCAGCGAUGAGGCCUGUUCUCCAGAGAGGGUGAGGGAGAAUGACAGCAGAUCUGCCAGGAAGCGUGCACGCUCAGCUUUUACCUCCUCUCAGCUACUGGAGCUCGAGAAAGAGUUCCACUUCAGCGCCUACCUGUGUCGCCCACGGCGACUUGAGAUGGCCUCGCUGCUGAAGCUCACAGACCGACAGAUUAAGAUCUGGUUCCAGAACCGCCGGAUGAAGUACAAGAAGGAUCACAAGGGUAAGGCGACAGCAUGGCCAUCCUACUCUUGCCAGGCAGUGGGUGCAUCAUCUUCUGCAGAAGCUUGUGCUGAAAUGGACGUCAAAGCUCAAGACCAUCUCCAGUUCUUGAACUGUAGUCAAAGCAGCUAUGGUCAACCCACCUACAAAGACUGGUUCUUGCUUGCGAAGGCAGCUCCAGCCAUUACUCUGGACUUCAGCAGUGCUCCUCAACUAGCGUCCAGACCCAAUGAUUCACCUUUAGCUUCUGUCUCUGACCUCUAUCUGCACCAGCAAGAAGAGGGGUGCCUCCUGGUACCUCCUGCACCCUCAUACAUGUGAUUCAGCCCAUCUGCACUACGCAACAUACCUGUCCAUGGCCCAGCACUCCUUCAGCUGUAUCUCUGUCUGACAGUUUGCCCAUGCCCAUGCCACACUCUGAUUAAACACACAUCCCCAGCUGCCAGCGCUUUGAGGAGAGGCAGGAUUUGUUGCCCUUAGAAGUUGAUUUACAGGCAGAAUGUUGACUUGGAAGAACCACAGAGCCAAGUUCACUGUCGUGGGCGAAGGGCCAGAGGAGAAUUACAUGUUAUCAGCCAAUAUGCAGCAAAGCAGGGAGGUUUUCCUCUGUGGAUAAGCUGCUGCAGACUCUGUGAAAAGAGCCGAGAUUUAUUACACAUGGACCCAAGCCCACUUCUGAGAGUUUAUCUACUGAGCACAGAAAACACCAUGUUUAAAAAAGCAUAAGAAUCCUCCUAACGUUAACAAGUGCAUUCAUUUUUUUCCUUUAAUGGGAAAUAAGGCAAGAUAAUGCAUUGUCGGAGGCUUGUGUCAGCCCAUAUUUAUAUGCUUCGAAAUGAUGCUGUAGGAUGCAGGGUUAGAAAGGUUGGAUUUUCAAAAUAUGCUGGUUCAUUAAGCAGUAGAACAUUAUAUGAAAGCUCAGAUGGACUUUUGAGAUUGAGAGGAACUUUUCAUUUAACCAGUACAUGUUCACGUAACCAGUAUAAAUCUCUGAAUACUUUGUGUAUAUGGCGAUGUUUUGUCUCAGAUAAAGGUACUGUGUUACCUUUGCCUCAAUUACUAUUAUGCUGUACCCUGUAUUCUGUUAUAACUUGAUGGUGAAUUAGGCUAACAUAUGAAUUACAUGGUAAGGCAUUACAUGUAACAUGGAUAUAUGACAUAAAAUCGUCAAAUUACUUAGCGUGAUUUGAUUCCGUGAUGCUAAAUCUAAACAAGAACUACCUCAACUGUUCAAUACAGGUCCAGAUUCAUUAAGAAGCAUUAAUUAAAUUGUCAUUUGUCAACUUUUAGAUAUUGGAAGAUAGAAAGGGCUUUUCAUUUUGAAGUGUUCAAUCUGUGAUAGUUUCUGUGUUCAUUUUUUAUCCUAUGUAAAUGUAAUACAAUUUGAAUAAACUGAAUAAAUGCAUGCAAGUC
This is a messenger RNA of Pygocentrus nattereri (red-bellied piranha), 2571 nucleotides long. RefSeq names its product homeobox C3a (gene hoxc3a). Gene Ontology annotation, cellular component: nucleus. Gene Ontology annotation, biological process: regulation of transcription by RNA polymerase II. Gene Ontology annotation, molecular function: DNA-binding transcription factor activity, RNA polymerase II-specific; RNA polymerase II cis-regulatory region sequence-specific DNA binding. The coding region runs from base 673 to 1479 and encodes 268 amino acids. The record is from RefSeq and is a predicted model, not a curated record. NCBI's taxonomy places the organism in Eukaryota, Metazoa, Chordata, Actinopteri, Characiformes, Serrasalmidae. The transcript has 5 exons.